CGGCGGUACGGAAACAAGCGUCGGAAUUUUGUGGCCGAGGCAGUCCGAGACUCCGAAAUGGCGUCUGGAAUUGGAUCUUUAUGUGCCCCCAUUCUUUCUCUUUCGAAGCUUCGUUCUGUUAAUUAUUCAGCUGAUAGCAAAACUAAGUUUCUGGUCGGUUCCGCAGUUGCUUUCCCUCCGCCAUCUAAGAAGUUAUCAGCUUCAGCUACUGGGCUAACCGUUCGAAUUGGAACUGUCAGUGUCAAGUGCAAGGCUGCGGGCCAAACCCCGCCCAACACGGUAUAUCAGGGAAUUUACGGUCCUUGGACCGUUGAUCCUUCCGACGUUCGAGAGGUGAUUUUGUAUAGAGCGGGCCUAGUGACAGCUGCUACCUCUUUUGUGAUAGCUUCAUCAGUUGCUUUUUUACCCGAUACCUCUUCAUUGAGUGACACACUUAAGCAAAAUCUUGAUCUGUUAUAUGCCUUCGGUGGAGGAGGAUUAGGCUUAUCCCUAGUUUUGAUUCACAUAUAUGUUACGGCAAUUAAGCGCACUCUUCAAGCUUUAUGGGUGCUUGGUGUUGCUGGAUCUUUGGUAACUUACAUAUAUCUUGCACAACCAGCUGGGGAUGGCUUAGUGCAGUAUGUUGUUGAUAAUCCAUUGGCAGUCUGGUUUAUUGGUCCUCUAUAUGCAGCACUGACUGGACUUGUCUUCAAAGAAGGGCUUUGCUAUGGAAAGCUUGAGGCUGGAGUUCUCACCUUUGUCAUACCUAUGCUGCUUCUAGGGCAUCUGACUGGUUUGAUGGACGAUGGAGCUAAACUUGCUCUAUUAGGUUCGUGGAUGGCCCUUUUUGUGAUAUUUGCUGGAAGAAAGUUCAUUCAACCCAUUAAGGAUGAUAUCGGCGACAAAUCUGUUUUCAUGUUCAAUGCACUCGGAGAGGAUGAAAAGAAGGCCUUGAUUGCAAAGCUUGAGCUGCAAGAGCUUAGUCAGAGUGCUGAUUAGAACAUUAGCAAGACGAUACUCAGCAGGAGGAACUAUUGUCAGUCAAGGAGUCUUACCAGGUGGUAUGUCUAUACUUUCUUACUGCAGCCUGUAUUAUAAUUUAUAGUUUAUACAGAACGCUACUAGGAGCUGUACAUAUUAUUUUUGCUCUCUGUCUACCUUGGCCUUGUUUCGCCUUUUCAUCCGCUGGAACACAAAUGACUAAAUGAGAACAUAAACCCUGUUUUGUUUGCGCUCUGGAGAAAAUUAGCAAGUAUGGGAGGGAUUGUUGUUGUA
Momordica charantia (bitter melon) is the source of this 1254-nucleotide messenger RNA. RefSeq names its product integral membrane family protein. Gene Ontology annotation, cellular component: chloroplast. Lineage: Eukaryota; Viridiplantae; Streptophyta; Magnoliopsida; Cucurbitales; Cucurbitaceae. The record is from RefSeq and is a predicted model, not a curated record.